This is a messenger RNA of Clonostachys rhizophaga, 786 nucleotides long. NCBI's taxonomy places the organism in Eukaryota, Fungi, Ascomycota, Sordariomycetes, Hypocreales, Bionectriaceae. The record is from the annotation of a GenBank genome assembly.
AUGUCUGCGCCGACCGCAUUAAAGAGGGCAGAGGACACCCCGCCUUCAAGCCAUUUCGAGACCGACAUGGUGCAAGAUAUCGAGAUUCCCGAUGGCGACGAAGAAUUUGUUUUAGAUACCGCAGAGUCUCUACCAGUAGAUGCGGACACUGUGCUCGCUCCGGUGACUGUCGAGUCUAUGGCGAUCGACGAGGAAGGACGGCCACGAUUUGCGCCAUCGCGAGACAUUGAUCCCGUCACUCGUGUCGAAACUCGAAAAAUCCCCGUCCCGCCUCACAGAAUGACGCCUCUGAAACAGUCAUGGAAUUCCAUCUACCCACCCCUUGUAGAACACCUCAAGCUACAAUGCCGCAUGAACAUCAAGCGCAAGACAGUGGAGCUGCGAACAUCCAAGCAUACGGUUGAGUCGGGCGCACUCCAGAAGGGUGAAGAUUUCGUAAAAGCAUUUACGCUUGGCUUCGACGUUGACGACGCCGUGGCGCUCCUUCGCCUGGAUGACCUUUACAUUGAGACGUUUGAGAUCAAGGAUGUCAGGACUAUGCAUGGAGACAGCCAGGCCCGUGCUAUUGGCAGAAUUGCCGGCAAGGACGGAAAGACCAAGUUUGCCAUCGAGAACGCAAGCCGGACGAGAAUCGUGCUGGCCGACUCGAAAAUUCACAUUCUGGGCGGGUUCAAAAAUAUACACAUUGCAAGGGAGUCGAUUGUCAGUCUGAUCCUGGGUAAGCCUCCCGGGAAGGUUUACGGCAACCUGCGGACGGUUGCGGCGAGGAUGAAGGAGCGGUUUUAG